This is a messenger RNA of Cladocopium goreaui, 8193 nucleotides long. NCBI's taxonomy places the organism in Eukaryota, Dinophyceae, Suessiales, Symbiodiniaceae. The record is from the annotation of a GenBank genome assembly.
AUGCAGCUGGUGCCCAUGAUUUCUAUGGUCGCAGCCAUCCGUGACCAUUCUGCCGCAGAUGUUUCGCCCGGCUUGAGAUGCUUGGGAGACCGCUUGGGCGGCCCGGUGGCUUUCGACAGGCCGAUUCCCCACCCGAAGGCCCAAUGGGCAAUGAUGGCGUUGCGCUGUGCAUGGUUGUUGCUGUGGCCAAGCUCGGUGGUAGGUCAGCUUCUGCUGGGUUUGUCGCUGACCAAGACGGGCCCAAGUCAUGAGGUCCUGAAGGCGCAGCUCAUCGAACAGUCCUUGGAGUUGGUGGUCUCCAGGGCCAACGAGAAUGCCUUCACCCCCAACGGCUUCCAGGAUCAUCGUGGCAAUCCCAUCCAAUUCGGAUUGCGAGUCUUUGACGAUGAAGGAAAUGCCACCAAGGUGCAAGAGCUGUACCGGGCCAUGAUCCAAGAUCGCUUGGUGGAUCUCCUCUUGGGUCCCCAGACGCAGGCCUUGUCCGAAGCCGCCCGGAGCGUGACCACGGCCUUGCAGCGGACCUUGAUGCUUUGGUCGCAUCACACGAUGUCCGUGGACAACUUUCCGCUCCAAGCCGGGCAGCCAGGAACUUUCUCGGUGGCCGUGCCAGUUGAGAACUUGAUGGACCAGGGGCUGCGGAUCCUGAAAAGUCUGGGCAGCACGGAAGUUCGGGCCAUCGUCGGGACGGACCGAAUCUCUGAGUUCAUGUGCACCAAAGCUAUGGAAAGGGCGGAGGCGCUGGGCUAUGCUUCGGAGCGCAUCAUGGCGCGGCCGCAGAACAGCUACGAGCUGCUGACACAGAUGCAGCGGCGCUUCACGCAACCGCUGGAUGUGCUCUUGACCUGCACCAGCGAAGCGGAGAUGUUGAACGUCGUCAUGGUGGCAUCGAGGCUGAAUGUCUCGGCGCAGGCCAUGUUGUCCUACAACGCAGAUAGCUUGGCCACCUACAACACCGUGGGCCCUGCCGUGACUGCCCUACUGGCUCCGAGUGAUUGGCACCAUGAAGUGUCGUACCCCUGCCGCGCCUUCAUCGACACGCAGACGUAUGUGCAGAUUUUUCAGUUCCGCUACAACCAGCUGCCCAGUACGAAAGCCGCGGUGGCCACGGCGGCGGCCAUUACGUUGAUGGCCACCUUGCAGCAGACGGUCUUCGAGGGUCCCGACUUGGACAAGAACAUCCGCCUGGCUGCGCAAUUGCAAAGCACAGUUGUCAACACCAUCGUGGGGCCAGUUCGCUUCAAAGCGGAUGGAUCGUCUGAUAGGAUGGCCGUCACUGUGCAGGUGGAGGAGGUGGAGGGCGUGGGCUUCCAGGGCCAGCUGUUGAAUGAGACGAACCUCAGUAACCUGGAGUGGCCAAUGCCGAGUUGGGAUAGCAAGUUUCAACGCGAGUUGGAAUGUCCCAAGGGCACCAUUUACAACGCUUACGUGGCGGGCAACGGCACUGAGAGCUGCUUGUUGUGCCCUGCUGGCUUCACCAAUGCGCCCAAGGGCGAGUGGUGUCAGGCUUGUUCCGUUGGCACCUUUGCACGGAGCGAAGGCUCGGAGUGCCUGCCCUGUGCUCCCGGAGCCAACUGCAUCGCAUCAGGCACCACGACGCCGGGAUCACUACCUGAGUACUACAGGUUUGAUGCCAGUCCUGAUGGAGCUCUUUACUUUCUCAAGUGCCUUGAUGGUCUUUGUUUAGGCGAUAACCAAUGCUUGGGCAGCAACAAUGGUGCCCUUUGUCUGUCAUGUCUACCAGGCACUACCAAUAUGGGCGUUCUGCGCAGGCGAUUCCAAUGCUCCAACUGUCUUCCUACGGCGGUGUUGGUCAUCUUCCUGAUCAUCUACUUCCUGAUCAUCUACUUCUUCGUGGUGAUCACUGCAGAGGCAUCGGUCCACGGCAUGAUCUGGAAGCGGGUGAUCAGCUACUGGCAGAUUUGCAGCGCAGCCACACACGUGGGGCGUUUAUACCGCACAGAUGGCUUUCUACAGCUGCUUUCUGAUCUGAUACUGUAUCCGUUCCAUACCCUUUUAGGUUUUGAUUGUUUGUUCUUUGGCGCCGCUCGGAAUUCGCAGACCUUCGUUUUCGUUACGGGCGCUGUGUUGAUGCCAGCGAUUUUUGCUGCGAGCACCGUGUUCUUCAUUGUCAAGACGGGUAUCCAAGUCAUCAACUCCCAAAACGCGCGCUCCAAACGAGGUCGCAAGAACGCCUUGCCGAUCAAGGAGUUAUUUAUCAAGACCAUCCAGGGAGCUACCAGGUGGAAUGUGGCCUCCCUCUACGUGCUCUACUGCCCCACCUUGAUCAUCUUCGUUAGCUGCUGCAGCUUCGUGCAGUUCGACGACAGUUCCUGCCGAUUCGCGUGUGCUGGAGCCUUGCCGGAGCGUGUGCUUCGAUCCUCGACGUCAAUGGGCCGGGUGUUGGAGGGACUUGUUGGAGACCCGCUGUGCAAGAGGUGUCACAGUGGGUCCGCGGUGGAAGGCGAUACCUGGUGCUCCAUCUGCUCGUGCAGUCAGCUGCUGAGCGAUAGCGCCAGGCAUCGCUUCUACUCCGCGGCACACCGGGCUCUCUGUGAGGAGCUGGUGCGCCAGACUGCGCGGCAGGUCCAAGGUGUGAUAAAACUGGACCGGCAAGUCCAGGGUGAGAUCUGCUCACUCUCGGACAGGCUGCGCAACACUAAGGAGCGGCUGAACGAGAUCACCAAUCAGGUGUCCAGGUCGGCCGCGGCCAAAUCCAAAGCGGACGGGCGAGACAGACUCCCCUCCGUGAAAAGAGAGAAGGACCGGGACCGGAGGCGUGAGCCCGAGGAGAAGGUAGAUUUCGGGAGCGAGAGCAGUGAGGAGGAGACGGGUGAGGAGGAUCACCAACCGCGCGAGCGUCCUGGUGACGACGCUGGACCGGUGAACCCCCCGUCGGAUCGUGGGAAGGAGGCCCCAAGGUCACCCUCACGAGCUCCACCGCCCGCGCCGGAGCGCGAGGAGCGGGAGCGGUCUAGGAGCCGCCACAAGUCUGACAAGAAGAAGAAGAAUCGCAACCGUCGAGGAGAAGGAGGCAGCGAGGUUGGGGAACCAGGAGUGGCCAUCCUGGUAGAUGCUAUCAGGGACCCGCAGUUUUGGAAAGACUGUCCAGUGGAAAAGGGGUGUGUGCUGGAACUCCCCUUUCUGCGGCGCAAUGGAAACGAGGACGAGAAAGGCCUGGUAUGUAUCUACGUGAGCGACGUGUGCCGAGAGGAAAGCGGACUUUACUUGGGAGUCAAAUUGCUUGGAGCCGACGCCCACUGGUGCCGUUUGGAGGGGGUGAAAAUGUUCUCGCGGCAACGUCGCCGCGUCCAUGUGUGCAAGCAUGGCCCGCUGUCCUGCGAGGACAAUCACCCAAAGCUCUGGCACAUCCAAGAGUUCGCCGUGUUCCCACCGGGGUCGCAUCCGCCCAAGUACGUGGAAAAGGUCAAGUUGAAAGAAUGGCGGAAACUCUAUGCCGCCACGCUGGAGGAGAGAGGCAGAGGCGGCCUGGGAAAAGGAGAGGGCGCCCCCGAGAGGAGAGACGAAGGAGCCCCAGAUCGAGUUGCAGCCCUGCGGAAGCGGCUUCAGAUGAGGCAACACGGUCCUCCGGCCGGCGCUGGCCUAGACGCCGUGUCGCCACCUGGAAGGACAGCCCUGACAGCCCCUGGAGCGGUUGCGACAGCAUCGCAUCGUCAGGUGGCAGCGAUCGAGGACACCGCGGAGGAGCGUGCCCCCGAGCCAGAGCGGGGGGACCGGCGACGUGCGAGAGAACCCUCGAUGAAAAGCGCGCUGGCGGACGCCGUAGCGCAGCGAAAUCAAGGGAGAUCCCGCACCCGGUCCCCACGCCGGCGCAGGCGCGAUUCCAGGAGCCCUUCGCGGAAGAAAAAGAAGAAGAAGAAGAAAGGGAGGCGCAGGCGCGACAGCCGCGACUCAAGGAGCGGUUCAUCCGAGGAGAGCUCAUCGUCCUCAAGCCUGCUGCCCCCGCUGCAGAAGAAGGCGGCGCGCCACCCAGGCUCGGUGUUGAAGAUGCUGCUGGAAUCAGUGGGGGAAGCGCUGGCGGACGCCGCCGUGCGCAAAGGAGACACAAGCCCCCUGCUGGACAGGACAAGCAAGAUGAUGUCCUAUUUCCAAAUUGUGGCCAAACCCCAAUUGCCUGGGAAGGUGCGGGACUUACGCGAGCUGGAGACGCUGGGCCGUUGCAUAGACUUGCUGGCCCAAGGCGCCCUCCCAGAGCUAGGCGACGCCUUAGCAGGGAGGUUUCUCGCAGUCGAGUCCGCCGGGCUGACAAACAAUUGGCAGGACGCCCAGCACCUCGAGGUGAUCCCGGUGCGACAUGCUGGGCUGGCCCCGCCGGCCGUCAUGCUGCGCGCCCAGAAGCACACCAGGACCAUCGAGAAAGCGACCGGGCAGAGGAGGAGGAAAGGAUGCGCCGAAAGAAGGAGAGGGGGCAGCCGCCCCGAGUGGAGCGAAGUGAGCGGCCCCGGUGAGGGCCCUGCUGCAGACGAGACGCACGUCGCGCCGUUGGUAGCGGGGUUUCCAGGUGAUGGCACGUGCGCUACUGGCGCUGUGCCGUCGGAACUGGAUGCCUGGCCGGAUGAGCUGCUACAGGAAGUGCUCUCAGAGUGGCUGGUCACCGCCGAAGGAAGCGGAAGGCCGGCUGCUUUGACUGAAUUCAUGGGAGCUGGUUCUGUCGACCCCUACAUGGAUGCGUCGAUGGAAGGUCCACGGUUGUGGGACCCUUGCGCUGGGGUAGGCACACAACGCUAUCCCGGGCGCUCUUUUUCCAACGUGGAGUGGGCCGAUUUUGAAUGCCCCCGCGCGCUAGGCCUGGCCCUGGCGGCAGGGAUCAGCGAGGGGAGGUUGCCAAUUGGUAUGGAUCGGUUGUUUCAAGAGGUCAAGCAUACCGCAUCUCAAGAUGCUUUUGGGCGAUCUUCCCUGCUGUUCCCGCUGCCAGUAGAUUGUAGUCGGGAAGCCCUGACAGGAGAGGCCUGUGGUGGCCCCGAGUGCGCAUGGCUAGCGCUUGUAUGCCAUGGACUGAACGUUCUGUCCGGCUGCAAAAAGUCAGCGCCCCGCAAGCGGUUGGGUCGGCAGGUUCUAGAGCUGUUGAGAGUUUUGGAUGCCCGGAUUGGGCGGUUCCUUUCUUUGUUUUCCCCCUUAAAGGUUGACCCCCACGAAGUCUGGCAGGACGUCUUAAGUAAGAGGAUCUCCUAUGACGGGGAGGAAUUUGUGGAGCCGGUGGCACUAACCCGGGAGCAGAUCACGGCCAGCCUGCCCCCCCUGGGUCAUGGGGGGUCGGUUGAACUCACCCCUCUCUUGGUAGGCCGCGCGGAGUACCUGAUCCAGCGACCGGAAGAGCUACUGCUGGACAAGGAGCUGAUGGAAGAGGGACCUAAUGCUGCCCGUGUGCACAUCGCGCUGGGUGAAGCCAUGAAGGUCUGGGAGCUGUUGGAAGAGCGCGGCAUCGUUGAGUGGAUUGAUCUGCAAGACGUCUACUCUGAUGACGGCGGGCCCUAUUUGGCGGGCAUGUUCGGGGUGCCGAAAGCUGGCAAGUUUUCGCCCGCGGGUGACCCACUUCUACGGGUGAUCAUGAAUUUGAAGCCCAUCAACCGGGCCCUGGACAUAGUGAGGGGAGACAUAGGUGAGCUGCCGAUGGCUACAACCUGGAACCAACUGAUGCUGGACGAGUCCGAGACGGUUCACAUCAGCCAGGCUGAUAUGAGCAGCGCAUUCUACUUGUUCAGCUUGCCUGCACCGUGGCGCCGGUUUAUGGCCUUCAAUGCCCCGACGCGCGGCUCAGCGCUGGGGCGGGAUGCCAACAAAACCUAUGUGCCGGCUUGCAAGGUCCUUCCGAUGGGAUGGAACUCGUCCGUUGGGCUGAUGCAGAUGGCAUCUAGGCAGCUGGUCAAGCGGUGCCAGACGUGGGGGGCCGUCGAGCUCAAGAGGCAAGCUCUGGCCCCUCCCUGGUUUGUGGACACGGUGGCCCGGGCUGGACCGCGUUUGUUCUGGCAAGUUUACCUGGACAACUUCAUGGCAGGUGAAGUCAGUUUAAAGGGUCUGCCCGACUCGGCCUCUGGUGACCUUCACCGCGAGGCAGUCAGGGCAUGGACCCGCGAAGGAGUGCUCUGUGCCGAAGACAAGCACGUCUUGAGCGCCCAGGACGCCACGGAACUGGGGGUCCAUCUGAACGGUGAGCACGGUUUGGUUGGCGCCGGCCCACAACGGAUCCACAAGUUAUUGGUGGCGACAUUGAUGUCAAGACCGCAGGCGCUGGUGGCCAGUGGUCAAGCAAGAGCUCGGGCUACUAGUCUGUUUGGUGCCAUUACUCCAAACGGACUUGAGGGCGACUUUCUCGCCGGUGGUGACCUGUUCGGACGCCUGCUGGUGGUAUCUGCAUUCAACGGGAUAGGAGGGGCAUUCCGGGGUUAUGACUCGGCCGGAGUAAAACCCCGAGGACUGGUGGCUAUUGAGUGGAGCAAAGCCGCCCAAAGGGUCACACGGAAGGCCUGGCCACGCGUGAUUGAAGUGGGUGACAUUGAAACGGUGACAGAAAGCACCGUAAAGGAGUGGAGCAAUCGCUUCCCCCGAGUCACCCAUGUGCACUUGGUGGGCGGCUUCCCCUGUGUUCACCUGUCAGCUGUCCGCGCUGGGCGGCUGAACUUAAGCGGGGAAGGAUCGAAGCUUUUCUGGAACUUGGUGGCCCUGCUGCAAUGGCUCCGAACCAUCUUUGGCCCCACUGCGCAGGUGGACUUUAUCAUUGAGAAUGUCCUCUCCAUGGAUACCUCGGCCCGGCGCGAGAUUUCGCAGGUUCUGGGCGUCGAGCCGUAUGCGCUCUGCCCGUCGGACCUGUUGCCGUAUAAUCGGCCAAGACUUGCCUGGGUCAGUGAGAGGCUGGAAGAAGGGCCGGGCAUUCGCCUGGAACGGCUGGACGGCUUCACCAGAGUUUGGAUGAGUGGCGCCGGUAUAACUGAUGAGCAAUGGAUCACACCAGGCUGGAAGAGGUAUGACGGUCAUGGGAAGCUCCCGACCUUCAUGAAGGCCAUAGCGCGCUUGAGGCCGCCUGAUCGGCCCGCUGGUGUGGCCAGAUGUGAUGAAAGCGCCAUCGCGCGCUGGCGCAGUGACAGUUUCAGGUUCCCUCCCUAUCAGUACAAGCUGGACAACCUGCUGGAGAGUGAGGAUGGGGACCUGCGUUACUGCAACGCGACUGAACGCUGCCUGCUGUUAGGCUUUGGGUUCGGCCACACCGCCUUCGCCAUGUCGGCUAGCCAAGCUAAGGGGCAUGAACAGGAGCUGGAGGACUUGCAGUUGCUGAUGUCGCCGCGCCCCUGCAACGCCGACUUUCUUAUGGACCUGAACCUGACAGAGCCGCGCGCCGCGCGACGUGGUGUCUCGCUGCGAGCGGUAGGGAUUAGCGUCAAAACAGAACGACGCUACACCAGCGCCGUGGCCACGCUGCUGCCGACCCUUGAAGCCGCGGAGUCGCUGGACGAGCUGGACCCACUCUGUGAGGAGUGGAUUGAGGCCCAGUGGAUCAGUGGCACACCGCUGGGACUGAUAGGAGAUGCCCUUUGUGGUAUCCACUUCUUCUGGCCGCAGGUCAAGGGACAUCUCCGUGGGGCUUGGCGCUUGUACAAAAACUGGCGCAAAAUUGAGGUCCCGCAGCGUGCCCCGCCGCUGCCCCGGGUUGUCUGUCGGGCGCUAGUUGGGGUCUUCCUGGAAUGGGAGGAACCCGCGCUGGCAUUCCUGGUGGCGCUGGGGUUUCAUACCUAUCUCCGCACCGGGGAAAUUCUCAAACUUCAGGUACGGGACGUCAUGCUGACCCCGGAACACGGAGUGGUGUCCAUUAAGGGUAGUAAGACUGGCCUACGGUUCAAUGUGGAUGAAGCGGUGGCCAUCAACGAUAAGGCCUUGCAUCAGCUUUGGGAGCUCUGCCACCUGGAGAGGAGAGGAGGAGCUACGCACAGCUACCAGGUGGAGCAAUCUCUGGAGAGCAUUCUUCUCCGUGGCAGAUGGCGGGCACUGAGUGUGGCCCGCAUGAAUGGAGCCGUGGAAUGGCAUAAGGGCUACUUAGCCUUUUCAGUGCAGGGCAUGCCUUGUGCCCCUGGCCAGCACGUGCCUUGCGUGUUUCGGCUGAAAAUGACCAUAGGGUCGGGAAAGGGUCAAAGGACCAAAUAUGUCCAGAGGGACAUCUUUCACUUCAGGUGCUUUCUUCAAUAA